Molecule: messenger RNA, 1041 nt
Organism: Macadamia integrifolia
Lineage: Eukaryota; Viridiplantae; Streptophyta; Magnoliopsida; Proteales; Proteaceae
Exons: 2
Coding region: 244-861 (205 amino acids)
Biological process (GO): endosperm development; regulation of DNA-templated transcription
Molecular function (GO): DNA-binding transcription factor activity; protein dimerization activity
Source: RefSeq, a predicted model, not a curated record
CAAAAGAACAAAAGAAUCUCUCUCUCUCUCUCUUGAUUUCCAUAUUAGAAUUACAGGAUACAGGUUAAGCAUAAGCUAACCUCAUCAACCUCUGACAUAUUGACCAGAAUUUCCUGCAAUUGGAAGCAAUGAAGACAAACCCAUGAAGUCUGAAAGACACACUUAACUCCCCAACAUCAUCACCACCAAAUCCUUGUAAUUGGUAUAAUAAGCUGUUAAGAAUGUACACAACAGGAAGAAGCAAUGGAAGAAGAGGAAGCCAUCACUGAAUUGUUUCUGACUAUCAUGGGGGACUACAGAGACUCUGUAAUUCCUCCCUUGUCAUACUUCUCCCCUUUGCCUCAAACCAUCACCACCUCCACUGCCACUGCCCGCGGCGGAAGCAGAGACAGAAAAGCCCAGUUGCCAAAAGAUCAAUCAUACACAAAGGUAGCUGAGCUCUUUAAAGAUCUUCAAACCAUAGUUCCCACCCUGCAACUUAAGCCUACCAGCACCCAAGAAAGGGUAGUGAGUGAGACAAUCCAUUACAUUGCAGAACUAGAGCAGAAGCUUAUGAAGUUGGAAGCAAAAAGAAAGGCUUCAGUGGCAGCAAUGGUGGAACAGUCAUGUACCCACCAGAAUUUUUCAGUGGAGGUGAGGGUUUCAGGAGACAUUGCCUUCUUUGUUAUAGAGUCAGUGAUGCAGAAGGGUUUUGCAGUGAAGACAUUAAUGGUGUUGGAGAAGCACCAGGCAGAGGUACUGGCAGCCAACAUUAAUGCUAAUGAGCAUAAGAUAACGUUAACCAUCACAGCACUUGUCAAGAAGAGAGAUGGGGAUGAGGUCCAGAGGAUCAGAACGGACCUUUUGCUUCUUCUCUCUUGAUCUUGGAAUCUUGAUUUGGAGAGAGAGAGAGAGAGAGAGAAUUGUCAAUAAUCUAGGAAAGUGUUGGACUACCAAAAUGAGGCAUUGUUCUUGUGUACAGUAUACUACUAGUCUCCCUCUCUCAGGGAUUUAAAUCACAGUACAUACCAUUACUUAUACCAUUACUUAUACCAAUACUAU